Messenger RNA from Notolabrus celidotus (New Zealand spotty), 2905 nucleotides. It is a transcript of the gene xkr8.3, whose product is annotated as XK, Kell blood group complex subunit-related family, member 8, tandem duplicate 3. The record is from RefSeq and is a predicted model, not a curated record. Gene Ontology annotation, biological process: phosphatidylserine exposure on apoptotic cell surface; engulfment of apoptotic cell; apoptotic process involved in development. Bases 294 to 1550 code for a protein of 418 amino acids. Lineage: Eukaryota; Metazoa; Chordata; Actinopteri; Labriformes; Labridae. The transcript has 3 exons. Gene Ontology annotation, cellular component: plasma membrane.
GCUUAACAACUCCACAGUCCGGCACCAGGCAGGAAACAUUACAAACACACCGGCUGCUGCUGCUGUACAAUGUGGCCCCUUCUACUUUAAAGGCAAACACGUUUUUCCUCUCAGUCAUGCACGUUUUAACAUUUCCCCUUUAAGAGAGCUCAACCUGUUGCUCGUAUCUGACACUUGUUGGACACUUUCUCCUCAAUGGGUUGAAGAAGAUGAAGAAGAAGAAGACGCUUUGGGAGGGAAAUAACGGUUUGCGACGUUAGCCGUUAGCUAACCAGCAACAGGUCCAAUCGGUAAUGGAGCGCGCGACUUUUUCAAAAUACUCCUGGGUCGACUUCUCCUUCUCUGUGAUCGGGGUCUGCACCUUCUUGGUGGACUGGGGCUCGGACAUUUGGGUUGCCACCGAGUUCUACGGUCGAGGGGACUUUUUCUGGUUCGGGGUGCUGGUUGGCCUCAUGGUGCUGUCGUCUGUCGUGGUCCAGAUGUUCAGCUGGUUCUGGCUGAAGUAUGACCGGGAGCUGCCCGGGUUCAGCGCGCUGACCGAGGGAGGAACCGUGCUGUUCGGGGACCGAGUGAAGCUGUCCUGCCUGAUUCAUGUGCUGCAGCUGGGGUUCCUUUGCAGGCACAUCUCAGCCAUACGCCAAGGCUUCAGGGUCUGGUGGCGGAAAGCGGAAGGCUCAGAGUACGCUGUUUACCUGACCCAUGACCUCAGUAUGCUCCGGCUUAUUGAGACCUUCUGCGAGAGCGCUCCUCAGCUCACCCUGAUGAUCUAUGUCAUGCUGUGCACAAACAAGGCCAGGACUGUACAGUUUGUGAGUAUCGCUGCGUCGACCACGUCCAUAGCCUGGAUGGUGGUGGAUUACCACCGCUCGCUGCGUUCCUUCCUCCCAGACAAGGCCAAGCAGGGCUGGGGUUCCUCUUUAAUCUACUUCUUGUGGAACCUGCUGCUCAUCGCCCCACGUGUCGCAGUCCUCGCCCUUUUUGCCUCUGUCCUGCCCGUCUGCAUAGCCGCCCACUUCCUCAUGCUGUGGAUCGUCUUUGUGUUGUGGGCGUGGCGACAGAGAACAGACUUCAUGGACAGCAGCAGCGGUGAAUGGCUCUACCGGGCCACCGUAGGGCUCAUUUGGUACUUCAGCUGGUUUAAUGUAGCGGAGGGUCGCACCAGAGCCAGGAGCAUCAUCUACCACUCCUUCAUCACCACUGAUGGAGUGAUCCUGCUGGUGACCUGGUGGUGCUAUAGGGACCCCGUGCAGACUGAGUCGUACAGCCUCGCUCUCUUCAUCGCUCUGCCUUUCACCUACCUCCUCGGGCUGCUCUUCAAAACCCUCUACUACUGCUGCUUCCACCCCAAGCUGUGGAGGCCCCCUACGAGGGACCCCGGGCUGCCAAACGAUCUGCCUGACGCAGAAGUGACCUUUAGAGACUUUUCCAUCCAGGACGGCGCCAUGUCCUCACAGCUCCUCAACAAAAGAAUGGCUUACCAUGCUUCUCAUUUUUUCUCAAAGCAAGAAGUCUGUAGAAAAACGGAUAAGGAGGAGUCGACACAUGUUUGAUGUCUGACUUUGUUUGUGUCACAGCCGAGUGUUGAGGGCUGAUAAAUGUUACCUUACGUGAUGGUGGAAGAAUGUUACUGCCUCUUUCUAGAGUGUCACCUGUUGUGCUGCAAUUUCACCACAUGCCCAGUAUACUUUGAAGAAAAACACUCAAACUAGAUUUUAAACUAAGAGUGGGAAUAUAAGUAUUAACCCUUUAACAUCAGUGCAUGUAAUGGGAUAUGGACCAUUCCUGAAAUCCCUUUGACUAAUCAGAAGAAGGAAGAAAGCUUGACAAAUCUAGACUCUCUCACAGUGGAUGAACCUAGCACAUACACAUUUACAACCUCAAAUGAUCAUCUGUAUAAUGAACAGCUGACUCUGUAUUAACUGUAUCUGGAUGUUCCUGUUUUUGUGUUCUAGAGGCGUCCAUCAUCAUAUUUUCAAAUACCACUCAAACUGGAGUCAUUUGUCAAAGUGAUUUUAUAAACGAAGUGUUAGUUUGAUACAUUUUCUACAAAACAAAUCCUCUAUUUUCAUACCGGUGCACAUGGAGUCAUUUCAUAUGAAGUAAAAUGUAAAAAAAUAUGACUUUAUGGGUUUGUUGUUGCUGUUGUUUGCGCGCCUUGUAUUUUUAUUUUCACAAUGUACACUUGCAGGGAUCGAGAAACUAACACUGUUUCUUUUCACAUCAAUUAUCUGUUCUAAAAAUAAUGAUCAUGACAAUCACGGUUAUAAUGUGGGCAAGAAAGCGGGUUUGGUAAAUCUAAAAAUGUUCUAAUUUUUCUAAAUUAGUUAAAAAAUGUUGGAUUUUAAUGGUUUUUCCGUGAUAUCAAAGGCCAUCAAAAUGUGUGUGUGUUGUGUUUUCAGGUACUGUUACAGAAGCUAACACUGGAAGCUAUUUGAAGGACUUUGAAUGUAACACAAAGCUCUCCUUUUAUGUGUUGUUACUGUUCCAAACAGCUUUAUUUUUAAGACCACUUUACAAGUGCUAGCUUUUAUAAACAUGAUAUUUAUACUGUAAGACAAGUUCACUUCAUACUGACAUGACAUGACAGUAGCCUUAGGUGUCAGAGAGUUCAACACUAGUGCUGUUUUCACUUCUUCAUCGUAUGUUUGUUCAGCUUGUUCCAAUGUUGUCAAGCGUCUCUGUUUACCGAGUAUCAGGUCUGACUUUCAGAAGUCUCUUUCUAGAGUACGUUUACGAUAAAUCAGUCUGUAAAGUGUUUGUUUUGUAUCAAUACGGUCCAUUGUGUGACUGAGUGUUGCAGAGCCAUUUCUUUGAAUCUGCUGAAACCAAAAGUCAAGGUCAGGGCUGGUUGUUAAUCUUUACCUCAUUUGCCAUGUGCAAUUAUUAAAGUGGUAACACUGCUGUA